This is a messenger RNA of Komagataella phaffii GS115, 171 nucleotides long. RefSeq lists its product as uncharacterized. The transcript is spliced from 2 exons. The record is from RefSeq and is a predicted model, not a curated record. The coding region runs from base 1 to 171 and encodes 56 amino acids. NCBI's taxonomy places the organism in Eukaryota, Fungi, Ascomycota, Pichiomycetes, Pichiales, Pichiaceae.
AUGAGUUUAUUGAUACUGCCGAUCUGGACUCAGCAUUCUUCUUGGUGUUUAUGCGCCAAAAAAGAGAUUGCAGCACCUGAGUUUCGCGUAUGGUCUCCCACUACACUACUCGGUCAGGCUCUUAGCAGCUUAACUACGGUUGAUCGGACGGGAAACGGUGCUUUCUGCUAG